This is a messenger RNA of Folsomia candida, 1377 nucleotides long. RefSeq lists its product as uncharacterized. The record is from RefSeq and is a predicted model, not a curated record. Lineage: Eukaryota; Metazoa; Arthropoda; Collembola; Entomobryomorpha; Isotomidae. Gene Ontology annotation, cellular component: membrane; dendrite; neuronal cell body. The coding region runs from base 1 to 1377 and encodes 458 amino acids. The transcript is spliced from 3 exons. Gene Ontology annotation, biological process: sensory perception of taste.
AUGAUUUCCCUGAAAGAGUCAGAAAUAAACUUCGAUAAAUACUACACCGCGUACGAGGUAGAAAUUCCUGGUGGAAAAAUACCAGAAAAUGCCCCCACAAAAACAGGAACUUCAGAGAACCAAUCACUGCUCGCUGCUGUGACCCGGGAGUCACUCUGGCCUCUACGGAUAUCCCAGAUCUCGGGAUUUUUUCCAAUUCCCAUUCACCCCAGGAAAAAUUGCGCCAAUUUAUCAGCAGAAAUUUACCUUCCCGCCACUUUCUCCCUCCUCAAGACCCCUUCCGUAUGGUGGACCUUGUUUCUAAUCGCGCUCACAUUUUUCCCCAUUAUUUCCUAUCAAGCUGAUGCUGAGCGAUUUGACGAUUAUUCCGUAGCUUUCGAGUCCAUGGGACGCAACACUUUUCGGACGAUUAACCUCUUGUGGAUACUGCUUGGCAAUGGGUGUCCAUUUUUAGCCAGGGUUGAUGUCAUCCUUCAACGCAAAAGAUUCAUAGCGUUCUGGACCAAUUUCCUCGAUAUGUUGAGACAAUUUGAUACCACAUUGGACAAAAAUAAUAUACUAUCACCAACAAAAUUUGGAUCAUCCUUACGGAAAAAGUUCUUUGUGCAUGUCAUCCUUAACUUCGCCGCUGUCUUAAUCGGAAUGUACGGAGGUCUCAUGUUUGCGUUUCAGUACGAAGGAAAAAUUUUCACUUAUAUAAUGGGCAUUUUACAAGAUGGGUUUUCAAUGAUGCUCGCAGUCAUGCAAGUAUUUGGGUUCACUCUGAUGAUAUUUUUCCUCAUGGUGUACAAUCAUUGCUUGGCUGUCAUCUUGAAUAUGUUGGAGAAGAAGGGUGAACAAAAUCGGGACAACGGGGUUGAAAAGUUAAUCAAAUUGUAUAAACUGGUGGACGACCAGGUGCACGAAUUUAAUGGGAUUUUCAACUACAAAAUGGUACUGGAAGUAUUGUACAAUUUCAUGUCCAUCCUAUUCUAUGGAUACUUCUUGAUAUUAUUUACUAAAAUGGGGGAAAUAUUCGUAUUUUUAAUAAAUGUUGUGAAUUGUCUUUUUCUGCUGAUAUGGUUCGUAUGGUUUGGGAAAGAGUGUUCUGAGGUAGCAGGAAAAAGUAGGGAGAUUGGGAGAAAGUUGGCCUAUCUCGGGUUUGGAGGAAAUGAUACGAUGCAAUUUGUAUCAGUGCAGAAAAUUGGGGCUCAGGAUAGCACAAACUAUCAAAAAAGAGGGGUCUGCAAGACGGCGAUUGGUUACAUACAAAGUUGUCCCUUGACCAUCGAGACUUCAAUUUUUGACCUCAAUCUCAAAUUACUGUUGUCGAUUUUUGCUGCAAUCUUAACAUAUGUUGUCAUCAUUGUACAGUUUCAAUCCGUAGAUCGUUCGUAA